AUGACUCAAACUCAAAAGCUCAUAAAUUACAAACCUGGGGGUCAGUUUGGUGCCCAGUGGAGUAAUAACACUCGUACUAUGACUUCUGGAACUGGGAAUGAAGUAGAUUCUUAUCAAUUAGAUUACUCCGAUGAAAUAACUCAAAUACUUUCUGAGCAAGCCAAGAAAACCCUCAAGCAGACCUUCCAGCUCAACCAAUCGUUUUUUUGCUCUAAGAUUCUGUUCCUCGUUCAAUAUCAUCCUCAAGACCACUCCGAUUCAAUCUAUAAUCAGCUUUGUGAACUAGUCGAAGACGUCCAUAUCCUGAGUGGCCAUCAAUCCAACCUGAAGAACAACAAAAAGCUCUCCGGAAGAAUGGCAGGGAUUGGCUUCCGUGGCGGAUACAAGAAAGGAAAAAGUGCCGGUACUUACAAAGUCCGCAAGACCCUCAAACCUUCUCAUAUUGAAUUGGACAAGGCCCUCUUGAAAAAGCUACUGGCGCACAACCAGUUUAUUGCUCAUCAAUUUCGCCAUUUCUCCGAAGCAGCUUUUGAGCAGAACAAGAAGUCCUUGGAGGCGUUUGGUAUACCCAGUUGGUCAGAUGAAUCUUGGGAUAGCUACAAUAAAGAUCCAACUCCCCUUGCUUCCAAUGUCAUAGUUACAACAAAUGAUUUUUCAAAUAAACCACACUGUGACAAGGACAAAAAUCUUUUCACCUAUGGCCUAUUUAGCUACAUCAAUUUUUCUACUGGUACUCCCAUCCUACCCCCUGCUGACGCACGUGGUCAUGCACUCUGA
This is a messenger RNA of Puccinia triticina, 777 nucleotides long. RefSeq lists its product as uncharacterized. The transcript has 4 exons. The coding region runs from base 1 to 777 and encodes 258 amino acids. Lineage: Eukaryota; Fungi; Basidiomycota; Pucciniomycetes; Pucciniales; Pucciniaceae. The record is from RefSeq and is a predicted model, not a curated record.